UUAAUAAACUUAUGAAUUUAUAAUAUAAUAGUAAUUUUAACAAAAACUGCAUAGCUUGCUUGAAAAUUCAAAAAAAUAAGAGGUUUUAUAAAGUAGCGCGUAGAGCAUUCUUCAGUGGAAUAUUCAAGUUCGUACAUAUACAUACAUACAUACAUAAUAUAAUACUUGCAUAUGAGUUAAUGUCGCAAGUAACAAAAAAAAAAACAAAAAAAAAUCGUGCACAUGAACAAAAAUUGUUUCGACGGCUAUAACAUUUCUUGCAUUACACCAUCUCCUAUGUUACGCACUGACCAACUAUCGUUGCUUGGAGAGCAACCAGCACUUGCCAACCGUAUACAUCUGCUACAGCUACUACUAGUGAUGAAAGCUAAGCCAAACGCCAAGCCGCAAGGACGACAGACCACGCGAUGAAACGAAUGCUGGGCAUCGAGUUUGCAAAAUGAUUUCAAGUAACACAUAAAUAUAUAAAUUUCAACAUCAACCGCGAAAAUUAUGCAAUGGGAAAAAUAUGAUAUGCUUGCGUGCUUAGUGAAAAUUAAUUUAUUUUAUAGAUAAAAAAAUAUAUGUCAAAAGAUACAUAAAACUAAUUAAAAAAAAGAAAUUUUUUGGAUAAAACAUAUAAAAGUGAAAUUAAAGAUUAGUAGAAAAAAUGUCGAUUAUGAAUUUGAAAGUGUCAGGAAUCAGUAAUUUUUAACAUCAAUGCCAUUCAACGAUAAAAAUUAAGUCCAUUUCAAAAUAGUGAAUAUAUAAUACCAAUUUGUGUGUAUGUGUAUGUAAUUAAGUUUGAAUAUGUGCAUGUCUACUUAAAAAAUAUAUUAACCAAUCAAUGUCUAAAAUCAACACAAGUGAUUGUUAAUAGUAAGUGAUUUAAACAUUAACAGCAACAACAAGAAAAUACCAAAAACAUCAAAAUAAAUGACAAGCAAAACAGAAAAAGUAACGAACUCGCCUAAAGUCAAAACAACAAAAUUUUGUUAACUAUAUACAUUUAUAAAUGCACACACAUACACACAUAUACAAAACAUCAUUACAUACGUUAAACAAAAGAAAUAAUAAUAGAAAUACAAUAAAAUAACCAAAAGACCCGCAUCGCAGACGUGUUGGAAUUUCGAUAAUGAGGCGUGAGUGAGCCUGCCUGUACCUCGCGAGCGGGACAAUCGUAGAAAAAUCGUUUUGCAAUACAAAUUCAAUUUUCCGUGUCCAGUUGCAUUCGUCGUCAUUCGCUCAACUAAAUGCGACGGACAAUCGCUGUUGGUGUAGUUCAGCGGCACGUAUCAUCGUAAUUAAUUCACCUGUUCGGCAUUAUUGGUGGCGGUAAUGGUGAUGGUGGCGACGGUUACGGUGACGCUUGUUUGCCACAUUUUCGAGUUUACUGCGUCAGCAGCAGGGGGAAGAUCGUGAACAGAAGCCAACUGCUAGCUAAAUAGCGAAGAAACAGCAAAUAGCGAGAUCGUCUAGAACUGCAACAGUAAAUGACAAAUAAUACGAGACGAUGUUAUUGGCCGUACACCGCUAGCGUUAAGAUUAUUCCUGCUGCCGACCAUCAAUUUACGAGUUGAUCAUUACCGAUUGCUGAUAAGUGCAAAGUUUGUCGCUUUAUUCCUAAACAGUUUCUGAUUGUUCCUGAGCUGCUGCAUAUUUUCCUCUUCCAUUGCUGCAGUCAUCCUAUAUAGAUAGUAUUUUAUAAAAGCUGAAAUAUGACGGUCUCAUAUGCUGGUGAAGUGCCUAAUGGUAGCAACUUUGGCUGCUUUUGGCGCAUUCUAUGGAAAUGGCGUGGCAGUGUUUACAAAUUGGUGUGGCGUGAAUUGAUCGCUUAUUUAUGUCUAUAUUAUACAAUUAAUUUAGUCUAUAGACUCGUAUUAAAUGAACAACAACAAAUAAUUUUUACCAAAGUGCGAAUAUAUUUCGGCCAACAGGGCGAAAGUAUACCUAUGUCAUUUGUGCUGGGUUUCUAUGUAAACAAAGUGGUGCAACGUUGGUGGGAGCAAUACAGAUUAUUGCCCUGGCCUGAUACUUUGGCGCUAUUUAUCAGCGCCGCAAUACCAAACUCCACUGGUGGAGUUAAUAAUGAAACGGGUCGUCUAAUGCGCCGUAACAUAAUGCGGUAUAUGGUGCUUGCUUAUGUCAUCACACUACAACGCAUAUCGCUGCGUGUAAAACGUCGCUUUCCCACCACACAACAUCUCGUGGAUGCUGGUCUCAUGCACGUGUCUGAAUCGAAAAUUUUCGAUGCACUUAACGCCAAAAGCCCCAUGUCCAAGUACUGGAUGCCACUGGUAUGGGCUACAAAUAUCAUUAAUCGGGCACGUAAGGAGGGCCUGAUAGCAUCCGAUCACAUUGUGCAAACAAUACUGAUGGAAUUGUCUGAUAUACGGCGGCGCCUGGGUGGUCUGAUUGGCUAUGAUACAGUGUGCGUGCCGCUUGUGUAUACGCAGGUUGUGACGCUGGUAUUGUACACGUAUUUUAUAGCGGCGCUCGUGGGGCGCCAAAUGUUGCCAAACAUGCCCGAUGCCAAAGAUCCAGACUUGUAUUUUCCGCUCUUCACCGUAUUGCAAUUUGUAUUUUAUGUUGGCUGGCUUAAAGUUGCUGAGGUGUUAAUAAAUCCUUUCGGAGAGGACGAUGAUGAUAUCGAAUUAAACUGGCUUAUCGAUCGGCACAUAAAGGCUGCCUAUAUGAUUGUCGAUGAGAUGCACGAGGAGCAUCCUGAAUUACUGCGCGACCAGUAUUGGGAAUGCGUGGUGCCAAAGGAAUUGCCAUACACCGUCGCCUCAGAGCAUUAUAGGCGUGAAGAGCCCAAAGGUUCAGCAGAAAAUUACAAAGUGAAGAAGGAGGAUGCCAUGUAUGCGAAUAUUGUGCCAGGUGGUGGGAAACGUGGACUCGUCGAUGAUGUUUACGCAGAUUAUGAGAGCGUUGAUACACCCAUGGUGGAGCGGCGCAAAAAUAAUUGGCUUGUACGUCAGCUCUCACGCAUGGGUUCCAUACGUAGCCAAUCCACCGCCUAUUCAUCGAGCGGCAUGGCGUUUAAUCGCAAUCGUCUAAAUUCAGUUUACUCCAGCCCAGAAUCGGGCAUACCAGUCAACAUACUACAGCAACAGCAACAACAGGCGCAGCAGCAGCAGCACGGCCAACCAACGCAAAUGCAAUCGAAGCCAAGUUUUUAUGGCAAAUUUGUAAAUCGCAAAUCGCAACGUGCUCAAAAGCAGCUUAUCAAGCAAAAUUCCAAGCUGAACGGUAUGAAUGCGAACGUUCCCAAAACACGUCCACGCAUCCCCACGCCGGAUGUUACCAAAGAAUCUAGCGAAAAAGAUUUGAAUGCCACGAAAACCGUGAUUAUGGCACCACAAUUGAGCACACAAACUUCCAUGUAUCCGUACACGAGCACCAACAAUCAGGAUGGACCCGUUUUGGGCACACUUUUGUUAUCGCCCAUUAAAGAAAUGGAUAGCUCAUCCUCGAAUAACACUCUGAUUCCAGGGCAUCCGUCGACAACGGCGCUGGCGCAAGCCAUAUUGCCGUCCAAUAUGAAGGAUGUCAACUUUGGCAUUGCCUCACCAACGACGCCAGCCACCACCAACAUUACAACGCUCUCCUUCCCAUUCACAGUUACCACCAGUUCAGCGGAAACAAUGCCCGCUGGCACCCUAAAUAUUAUGCCUAUCGGUACAACGCAAGUGCCGACCAUCACCACCACCGCCAGUGGUUAUGAUGCCAACGAUCUCAUCACCACAAUUCCCGUCUCGUUGGCCAUACAGCGCACCCCAUCGAUGCGCUCCAUCAACGAUUUCAGUGGCAAUGAAAAUAUGGAUGUAACCCACAGUUACAAUGGCAGCAAUGGAUCACCAGGCAAUGCCAAUGCCGGUGGCGGUGGCGGUGAAUUUCUGGCGACUAAUAACGCCAUACUCACUAUUAAGCCACUGAAUGGUGGUGGCAAUAUAUCGCAUAAUAACAGUUUUAGUGCCAACUUAAAUCUAAAUCUACAGGAUUCAUAUAUACUAGAGCGGAAUGCAUCGGUGCGUUCGGCAGGACAACCGGUCAGUGGGGUCAGUGAGGUUGCGCCAACAGCACGUGAAGUAUCAUUGGAGAGUAGAGAAGGAGAGAGUAUGGGCGGAAGUGGGACGUCGGCGCCCUCGACUUUGGCGAAACGCACACCUGAGCCAGCUUCGCCAGGUACGAAGGAGGUGUAUGUGUAGAAGAUGAAUGGAAGAGUGCACGGACGACAGUUUAUGAUUUUUUAUUUAUGGAAAAUAUUUGGAUGAACAUUCAGUUAAAAUCAUAUAUAUUUAUGUAUUUGUAAAUAACUAAAAAUUCUUUCAUAUUAAAUUUAUAUCUGCUAUUUAAAAAACGUGAAUUUUGCCCAAGUCAAAAAAUGCAGGUUUCUUAAAAGAUGCAGGUUUGCUUCGGAAAACGUGAAAAUAUUUAUAAGAAAUUAUAGUUUUUGUAUCUUUAACUCAAUAUAUUUUAAUAAAAUUUCUACCAUUAAGGUCGUGUGUAAUGCAAAAAUAUGUGUAUAUUACGCUCGAAUAAUUUAUACAAAUUUACUAAACUGCGAAGUAUAUAUUCACUUCAUGUCCUUGGUCUUAUUAGCUUUCUAGAAAUCAAUGGCAAUUUCAUUAUUAUUUUAAAAGUAAAAUAGUAAUUUUAAUUAAACACUUAGUAUACCUACAAAUAAAUAUUUGUAAAUAAAUUGAAUCUCGAAAGGAAUCAAAAACCGAAUGUAAUCUUUUGUGAUAUUUAUCAUAUAUGUGCAUGCAUAUAUUUAUGUACAUAUGUAUGUACGUAUAUCCACACACCUAUGCCGUUGUAUAAACAAUAUAUACACACAUGUAUAUGUAUGUAUUUGUCAUGUUAAAAACGCAUACAUUCGCGUUAUGAUUGUUUGUGAAAUUGUUGAUCAACUUGUAUGUUAUUGAUUUUGUUUAGCCAUAUAUUGAAAAACAAGAACAAAACAAAAAUAAAAAAUAGAUAUUAAUGUUGAAAAUAUAAGAAUGUAUAUGUAUGCUAUGUGAGCUAUAUAUUAUUACCAUAUUUAAAUUUUUUAAUUACAAUAAUUACAUAUAACUGAAAAAUAUAUCAAUAAAGAUCGGUUAAAUCAAUUA
Messenger RNA from Anastrepha obliqua, 5096 nucleotides. RefSeq names its product bestrophin-2-like. Lineage: Eukaryota; Metazoa; Arthropoda; Insecta; Diptera; Tephritidae. Gene Ontology annotation, molecular function: chloride channel activity. The transcript has 13 exons. The record is from RefSeq and is a predicted model, not a curated record. Bases 1698 to 4190 code for a protein of 830 amino acids.